AUGAAAGCUAUCGAUCCCGAUCCGUUGAAUGGUACAGAUGAUGAAACAUCAUCCACACCUCCAUCAAAACAACAGCAACAAUCUGGUUCAGCAUUGGGCGUAUCAAGUGAUGAACAAAAAGAAGUUUUUAAUCUCACAUCGACAACAGAAAAAUCACCAGUAUCUAAAAGACGAAAAACUCAAAGUUCUAUUCCAUCACGUCAGAAAAAGACACCUAAAAAAUCGACGACAAUAAGUGUUCAAACAGAAUGGACAUGGAAAGAUAUGGAAAUGCUUGAACAAUAUCGAAUUCGAGAAGAACAACCUGAGCCAGUACCUGUCGAAGAAGAUGAACGUGAAGAAUUAGAACAAGAAGUUAUUGUUGAACCAGAAGUACCAAUUCCAAAAAUUUCCGAAUCACCUGAACAAGCUGAAUCGACUACUAGUUCAUUACCUGAAUUGCCAAUUUUAACAUCUGUUGGACCACCACCUAUUUUACAGUAUAAUCCUGAAUCCAAACAAAAAUUAUUUGACAUACCUCGAACAAAUGAACAAGCCAUUGAAACAGAAUUACGUGAAUUAGGUGUACAUAUUCAUGGACAUAUUCCAUGUGAAUUUUGUGGUCAACAGUUACUUAAAUGGCCAACAAUUGUUGAACAAGAAAAAUUUGCACCAAGUCAAUUAUUUUGUUGUAGUGAGUAUCGUGAAUUUGUUGAAGCUGUACUUGAAAUGCAAAAAGAAGAGAAUCAAAAAAUUGAUUCAAAACAAAUUGAUAUACAACCACAUGCUAAAGUUCGUAGCCGACGAGCUCGACAAUUAGCUGAAGAACGAGCAAAAACAAGAGUUUGGGAACGUCAUAUGGCAGAACAAAAACGACUUGAAGAACAAGCACAAAAAUUAGCACAUGCUGCACAAUCAAAAUCUAGUGAUCUACAAUCAGGUGGAAGUACUGAUUUAAGUCAAGCAGCACAUAAAAUAACGGACAGACGUGCAGCAGCAAAAAUGAUUCAGGAUGAUUUGGCAGCAAAAAUGAGAACUCUAACAUAUCAAUUAUCAAAUUUAAAGUUUGUUGAAGAAGGUUGGACAUUACAAAGACCACCUGAUUUUGAAAUAAGUUCAGAUGAGGAUUCUGAAGAUGAAGAACAUAUAAUUGUACCAAGAGAUCUUUCAUCUUCAAUACUUAAAAAAUAUGAAAGACCAUUAAUUCAAAGAUUUUAUAAAGACGGAUCAAAAGCAGCUAUUCUUUUUCCAAAUGGAACAGGCUGUGUUUAUUAUCCAUCGGGUAAUACGGCUAUUAGUAUCUCAGAAGUUGCUCGCGCUAUGCUUUUAUAUACUGCAUUUACUGAUGAGCCAACACUUUCAGCAAAACAAUUAGCACAAUUUGAUCCAUUUGGAAAUGGUUAUUGUAAUUUUAUGAAUGGAGAUUUAAGAUUACAAUUGACAGCACUUGAAGGUGUAGAAUUAAAUGUUGAUGGCAGUCGACGACGUCGUUGGAAUUGGUGGACAAAAGUGAAUACAUCUCUCGAACCACACGUACAUGCACCACCAUUUCAACCAAUAUUAUUUCAUUUAAAUAAAGAAAUUGUUAUAAAGAUAUGUUCACAAGAAAAACUUUAUAUGAAAUUUUCUACUGAACUUAUUGAACUUAAAUUUAAAGUUGGUGCUAGAUUACAAGUAAAUAAUGUGAAUAAUUUACCAUCAACACAAAAAAGUGAUCCAUAUGAAAAUCUUUUAAAAAAGAAAAAUAUUAUUUUAACACGUUUAUUAAAAAAUAUUCAAUAUGAAGCCCAACAAUAUAUUAGAAGUGAAGAACAACUACGAACUUCUCAACAAACAACUAUAAUUAAUCUUCAACCACAACAUCGUACAAAACAACCAAUUAAAAAAAGUCUAUUUCCACCUAUACGGCAAAAUGAAGAGAAAAUUCAAAAUAAUCGAAAAAUUUAUCGUAGUGUCAUUGUCACGUAA
Messenger RNA from Rotaria sordida, 1947 nucleotides. Lineage: Eukaryota; Metazoa; Rotifera; Eurotatoria; Philodinida; Philodinidae. The record is from the annotation of a GenBank genome assembly.